Messenger RNA from Diaporthe citri, 1266 nucleotides. RefSeq lists its product as uncharacterized. Bases 1 to 1266 code for a protein of 421 amino acids. The record is from RefSeq and is a predicted model, not a curated record. NCBI's taxonomy places the organism in Eukaryota, Fungi, Ascomycota, Sordariomycetes, Diaporthales, Diaporthaceae. Gene Ontology annotation, biological process: polysaccharide biosynthetic process. Gene Ontology annotation, cellular component: membrane. Gene Ontology annotation, molecular function: acyltransferase activity, transferring groups other than amino-acyl groups. The transcript has a single exon.
AUGCGCGGUAUCUCGGCUCUCUGCGUUGUGAUAUACCACUCGAGUCUCCUCUGGUUCACCUGGGAACUCCACGCGCCUUACAUUCCUGGUUCAUACGAGAUCCUAAAGCUGCCAAUCAUCCGCCUGUUCAUCUCCGGCCCUCCUCACGUCUCCGUCUUCUUCAUCGUGUCAGGCUAUGCAAUCUCAUAUAAGGCGUUGAAGCAAAUUCACCAAGGGCGCUUCGCCGACGUUGGCUCGACGCUUGCCUCGUCCUUCUUUCGCCGCCACCCCAGGUUGUUUAUGCCGGCAGCAGUCGUCACCUUCUUCUCAGCCCUGAUGACCCAGAUGGGCUGGUACGAUCUCCAGGGACUACCAGGGGUAGCCAUCCCGACGCGGGAGCCACCGCACGCCGGAAGCCUGAGGGACCAGAUGGUGCAUUUUGCUUUUAUCGAAGUCUGGAACACCGACCCGAUCGGCCAAGAGCAUGCCCGUGGUGGCGUGCCGCGGAAUGUCCAGAACCCAUACGAUGCUAACCUGUGGACGCUGCCAAUAGAAUUCAAUACCUCAAUGGUUAUCUUCAUGUUCCUGGCAGCGUUCAGCCGGGUGCGGAAUCGGGUCAGGAUGACAGUCGCAUUGGCACUAAUCAUCUACUUCGAGUACUUCUGGAGCUACUGGGCACUGUUCCUGUUUCUAUCGGGCAUGCUCAUCUGCGAUCUGCACUUCGAAAUCGACGACUAUCGCUCCAAUUCUGCCAAUAGCAUGAUGUCAGGGGAGGAUGCUGCCCUGCCUAUAUGGGCUCGGGUGCCGCAAGGGAUUGUCUCCAGAAUAUCAAGAAGGAUCGCAGGCUCUCGCCUCCUCGGGCGGAUCACCGGCAUCUCGUUCUUCACCCUUGCGCUCUGGCUGCUCAGCGUACCUGAGGUCACAUACAUCGACACUCUUUGCACUCACAUGGGCGCAGUGGUCUUGGUGCUGGCGGUAGACAAUUCGAGCCAUCUGCAUAUCAUAUUCACCAACCGCAUUUCACAGUAUUUGGGCAAGAUUUCUUACUCUCUAUACCUGAUACACGGACCUCUUCUGUGGACCUUGGGGUCAACCCUGGGCAGGAGGUGUGUGGCAUUCACGGGAGGAGAGACCAACGAGACGUAUGUGUUGGGCAUUGCAAUCGCGGCAUUCUUGUGGUGGCCUGUGGCGAUCUGGGUUGCAGAUCUCACGUACAGGGGCGUUGACAUGAAAUGUGUACAGCUGGCAAGGUGGGCGUAUGAGAAGCUCUUGAGGAAAGAGGAAUAA